Messenger RNA from Molossus molossus (Pallas's mastiff bat), 2708 nucleotides. RefSeq names its product carbohydrate sulfotransferase 12 (gene CHST12). Gene Ontology annotation, molecular function: sulfotransferase activity. Gene Ontology annotation, cellular component: membrane. The coding region runs from base 1442 to 2686 and encodes 414 amino acids. The transcript has 4 exons. NCBI's taxonomy places the organism in Eukaryota, Metazoa, Chordata, Mammalia, Chiroptera, Molossidae. Gene Ontology annotation, biological process: proteoglycan biosynthetic process; carbohydrate biosynthetic process. The record is from RefSeq and is a predicted model, not a curated record.
UCCUUCUUCGAAAGGGUUCUCCCCAAGUGUCCAGAGCGGAUGGGUCCCCAGGGAAAGCCGCUGGGGGUUCCGAGUCCCUUGUCAGGGCUGUGUGCGCCUGGGUGCGCACCUGUGCCUUGUCCGUGCCUGGGGGAUCUGUGCGCCCGUCUGUGUGUGUCCGUGUGUGGUGUGUGCAGGUCUAUCUGUGUGAAUGGUCUGCCCUGCGUGGGGACGGCCACAGCCCUCCUGGCAGGCCCCCCAGCAGAAAUGCUGCCACACAGCUCACGCUGCCCUCAGCACACAGGACCACCUCGCGCGGGGGUUGAAGCAUUAAACAGAUAAGGAAACUGAGGCACCGCCAAGGUCACACAGGCGGUGACGGCUCCAGCAUCAGGGCCAGCUUCUGACCUCCCCUGAAUGACCCACACCACCCUGCAGCAAGACCCGCCCUCGGAAACAGGCCCGCAGCAGAGGACCUGGCCAGGGCUGAGGGCGCCCAGCUGGGGAGGACUCAGGCUCCUGUCUCUUCGCAAAGACCAGGUGACUCUGCAGUCCCGGUGUCUCUUCUCUGUGCUCCGUUCUCCUAUGCCACCGUGAUCCCAGCACCCCGAGUUCUCAGAAUGUCCCAGCUGCCUCACCAAUGGCAGUUGACAUUCCCUGGCCCAAGUUGCAUUAUUUCUAUCCUUUUUCUGUUGCAAUACUGGUUAUGAAACCAGACAUAGCUGUCCCCGGCAGCGGACAUUGCAAUACUUCCGACUGAAGCACAGGCCAGGCUGUGGUCAGCCCUGGGGAGGGGACAGGGGCCCGUGGCCCCUGAGGGGGGUCGGCAGCUGUGACCAAGGACAUUACUGUGGGAAAGGCAGCCUGAGGGGGUCCACCAGCUUGAGGGAGUUCUGGGCCACGAAGAGGAGAAGGUGAAAGUCACAGUGCGGGGCACCACCAGGGCAGAGCUAGCCUGCUUCCCAAUACCUCAGAGCAGGUGCCCUCCUGGUCAAGGGGUCACUGCAGUGUGACCUCCGGCUCUGGAGCCCCGAAUCUGGCUUCUGGGCCAGAUGCUGUCACAGCUGGGUGUGUGCCUUUGGCUGUGUGACCUUCGUUGUGCCUCUGCGGCCCUAUCGGUUUAUGAGUUUGGACACACCUGAAGACACGUAACCAUCGCCACCCAUUCAAGGGUAACUUUGGACACAGACACACACAGAGGAAAGUUCAUGUGAAGAGACACGGAGAAGACCACCAAUAACAAGCCAAGGCCAGGGGCCUGGAACAGAUUCUCUGUCCCACCGUCAGAAGGAACCCACCCUGCCCUCACCUUGACCUUGACCUUCCAGUCUCUAGACCGUGGAACUUGGUGACAGCGGCCCUGGCAAACACAGCAGACAGACCGGUCCCCGAGCGCGGCGCCCAGCCUCCAUGACGCGCAAGUGAGCGGUCCAGGCGCAAGGGCCCCGCCGGCUGGGGCAGGAUGACCAAGUCCCGGCUUUUCCGCCUGUGGCUGGUCCUGGGCUCGGUGUUCACCGUCCUCCUCAUCAUCGCCUACUGGGACAGCGUGGGCACCGCCCACUCCUACCUGCGCACCCCCUUCUCCAGGCCGCAGCCCCUGGAGCCCCGCCCCAGCCCGGCCGACAAGGAGGGCGAGGCCAGCGUGGACGACUUUUUGGAGAAGCUGCUGGGCGCCAGCACGAAGAACAUCGUUCCCGGGAGAAAGACGGAGCAGCCCCCGCCGGCCUCCAGCAGGCCCGCGCCGGGCAGCAUGGAGGAGAGCGUGAGGGGCUACGACUGGUCCAGCCGCGACGCCCCGCAGGGCCCCGACCUCGCCGGGCGGCAGGCGGAGCGCAGGAGCGUGCUGCGGGACUUCUGCGCCAACGCCAGCUUCGUGUUCCCCGCCAAGGAGCGCUCCUUCGACGACAUCCCCAACUACGAGCUGAACCACCUCAUCGUGGACGACCGCCACGGGGUCAUCUACUGCUACGUGCCCAAGGUGGCCUGCACCAACUGGAAGCGCGUGAUGAUCGUGCUCAGCCAGAGCCUGCUGGACCGGGGCGCCCCGUACCGCGACCCCCUGGACAUCCCGCGCGAGCACGUGCACAACUCCAGCACCCACCUGACCUUCAACAAGUUCUGGCGCCGCUACGGGAAGCUCUCCCGCCACCUCAUGAAGGUCAAGCUGCAGAAGUACACCAAGUUCCUGUUCGUGCGGGACCCCUUCGUGCGCCUCAUCUCGGCCUUCCGCAGCAAGUUCGAGCUGGAGAACGAGGACUUCUACCGGAGGUUCGCCGUCCCCAUGCUCCGGACCUACGCCAACCGCACCAGCCUGCCCGCGUCCGUCAGCGAGGCCUUCGGCGCCGGCCUCAAGGUCUCCUUCCGCAACUUCAUCCAGUACCUGCUGGACCCGCGCACCGAGAAGCUGGCGCCCUUCAACGAGCACUGGCGGCAGGUGCACCGGCUCUGCCACCCCUGCCAGAUCGAGUACGACUUCGUGGGCAAGCUGGAGACGCUGGACCAGGACGCCGCGCAGCUGCUGCGGCUGCUCAAGGUGGACCAGCGGCUGCACUUCCCGCCCAGCUACCGGAACCGGACCGCCAGCAGCUGGGAGGAGGACUGGUUCGCCAGGAUCCCGCUGGCCUGGCGGCGGCAGCUCUACAAGCUCUACGAAGCGGACUUCGUGCUCUUCGGCUACCCCAAGCCCGAGAACCUGCUCAGAGACUGAGGGUCCAGGCCGCCGGACUCCC